GGCAUAUGUCUAAAUACUGUCGUGCUGUCCGUGACCCUUGUGUCAUCUCCCAUCCAGAAGUUGCACAUGCACUGAUCGAUGCACAUAUUCUAACAUUAAUAUAUCUCACCCACCAAAAAACCAUUUAAAAUAUUCUAGUUUCCAAUGAAGAAGCGAUAGAAGAAUAUGAAGUUGAGCUCAGUGUUGUGUUCAAUCCUAGUUGGUGGAGUGAUAGCAUUAGCAUCGGCAUGGGCAGUAAAAUUAGUGAAUUGGGUGUGGUUGAGGCCGAGGAAGCUGGAGAAGCUGCUGAGGCAGCAGGGGCUCCAAGGUAAUUCCUACAGGCUUCUUCUCGGAGACAUCAAAGACCUAAUCUCAGUGGCCAAACAACACCAGUUGAAAGCCAUCCAACUUUCCGACAGCAUUCCGCCCCACAUUUUCCCUUAUUUUCACCAAAGCAUUACCAAAUACGGUGAGAAUUGUUUCAUAUGGUUUGGAGCGACGCCGAGGUUGAUGAUCAGCGAUCCUGAGCUUAUGAAAGAGAUUCUUGCGAGACCGGAUGUUUUCCGCAAGCCGCAGCCUGAUCCCAUUGGGCAGACGGUUGCCGGAGGGCUGCUGUUUCUGGAGGGUCACAAAUGGGCCAAACACAGAAGAAUCAUUAACCCCGCUUUUCACACCCACAAGUUGCAGAAUAUGGUGCCGGCCAUCACUUUGAGUUGUUCCAACAUGAUUGCCAAAUGGGAAGCUUUGGUGUCUGGUAACGGCGGUGAGGAGAUCGAUGUGUGGCCCUUCAUUCAAGAUUUCUCCGGCGACGUCAUUUCAAAGGCGGCAUUCGGGAGCAGCCAUGAGCAAGGAAGAAGGAUAUUUGAGCUGCAGAAAGAGCUGCUCAACCUCGUCUUGGACCUCAUGCACUUCAUGUUCAUCCCAGGCUGGAGGUAUGUUCCGACGAGAGCCAACAGAAGAAGCAAAGAAAUGUCGGAGGAAAUGAGGUCAGUGCUAAAGGGCAUGAUCAAGCAGAGAGAAGAAGCAGGCUCCGAUGGAGAUCUCUUAGGCACACUGAUGGAUUCGAAUCGUGGGGAGGCCGACGGCAUGAGCAUGGAAGACGUGAUCGAAGAAUGCAAGCUGUUCUACUUGGCAGGGUCGGAAACAACCUCGCUGCUGCUGGUUUGGACGAUGGUGAUGCUCAGCAAGCAUCAGGAAUGGCAGGAUCGAGCUAGAGAAGAGGUUCUGCAAGUGUUUGGAGAGAGAGACCCAUCCUACGACGCCCUAAAUCGCCUUAAAAUCGUGACGAUGAUUCUAAAGGAGGUGCUGAGGAUGUACCCGCCGGCGCCGUUGAUAGCUCGGGCAGCGACGGAGACGGUGCAGCUGGGAGGCAUGAGUGUGCCGGUUGGGGUGGAUUUGUUGCUGCUGAUAGGGGCGAUGCAUCAUGAUCCCAAGAUAUGGGGUGAUGAUGUGAGUGAGUUCAAACCGGAGAGAUUUGAGAGUGGGCAAUCGUCCUUGCUAGCUUUCGGAGGUGGGCCCCGUGUGUGCAUAGGCCAGAACUUGGGUAUGAUUGAGGCCAAGAUAGCGCUGGCCAUGAUGCUGCAGAGAUUCUCCUUCCACCUCUCGCCCUCCUAUCUUCAUGCGCCAUUCUUCAUCAUCACUCUCCAGCCGCAGCACGGCGCUCCUCUGCUUCUUCGCCACCUUCCUUAAUACUAUUAUUUCUAUGGACACUCUUUGUAUUGUGACAUACAAGUUCAAAUUCGAGUAUAGUUACUACAGCCACAAAUUUUCUGUAUUUUUUACUUGAAUUAUUACAGACUAGAUGAUGAUGCUGCUCUUUUUUCUUA
This is a messenger RNA of Salvia miltiorrhiza (redroot sage), 1805 nucleotides long. RefSeq names its product cytochrome P450 72A225-like. The transcript has 3 exons. The record is from RefSeq and is a predicted model, not a curated record. NCBI's taxonomy places the organism in Eukaryota, Viridiplantae, Streptophyta, Magnoliopsida, Lamiales, Lamiaceae. The coding region runs from base 166 to 1668 and encodes 500 amino acids. Gene Ontology annotation, molecular function: iron ion binding; monooxygenase activity; heme binding.